AUGGCAGAACCCAAUUUCCCCCCACUGCCCGGAUUCAUUCCACUCAAGCCAUGUUUCUACCAGGACUUUGACGAGAUCCCUGAGCAGCAUCGCAACAUGUGCAAGAAAAUGUACCACCUGUGGAUGUUGAACAGCGCCACACUCGCAGUAAAUCUCGUGGGAUGCUUCGUCUGGAUGUUCGGUGGAGGUGGAGUCACCAACUUUGGACUGGCCAUCAUCUGGCUCCUCAUGUUCUCUCCCUGCUCUUACGUCUGUUGGUUUAGGCCCAUCUACAAGGCCUUCAAGAAUGACAGCUCCUUCAACUACAUGCUGUUCUUUUUUGUGUUCAUGGCCCAAGUCGGCAUCAGCAUCAUUCAAAGCAUCGGCAUCCCUGGCUGGGGAGUGUGUGGUUGGCUGGCAACCAUCUCCUUCUUCAGCUAUAAUAUUUUUAUUGCACUGGUAAUGCUGAUCCCUACGAUCAUGUUCACGGUUGUGGCCACGCUGUCCUUCAUCGCCCUCACCAGGAUCCAUAAUUUCUACCGUGGCAGUGAUGGCAGCAUGUCCAAAGCUCAGGCGGAGUGGGCCACUGGCGCCUGGAAGAACCCUCAUGUCCAGGCCGCGGCCCAGGAAGCCGCCAUUGGGGCCGCGACCGGAGGCAUGCAGCAGGGUCAGUACUCCAGCCCACAAUAUAACGACAACCAGGUGUAA
Molecule: messenger RNA, 687 nt
Organism: Limanda limanda (common dab)
Lineage: Eukaryota; Metazoa; Chordata; Actinopteri; Pleuronectiformes; Pleuronectidae
Gene: scamp5b
Product: secretory carrier membrane protein 5b
Exons: 6
Coding region: 1-687 (228 amino acids)
Biological process (GO): protein transport
Cellular component (GO): recycling endosome membrane; trans-Golgi network membrane
Source: RefSeq, a predicted model, not a curated record